GCACGGACUCUGACUCCUGUCGUUGUCGAGGCGUCUCACGACCCCCAGAGGCUCGGCGGAGCUGGACGCGCCGGCCCGUGAGUACUUGUUGCCGCCGUCCACCUCCGCCCGUCCUCUUCUCACGUCCUAGUCGCCGGCCGCCGCGGGUUCCUCGGGCCGAGGGUUGCCUCCCGACGCGGAGGCAACAAGAUGCCUCGAAGAAAGAAAAAAAUUAAAGAAGUCUCUAAUUGUCAGAACUUGGACAAGAAGGAUGCAGAAAGUACCACUACUGUCAGUGUGAAGAAGAAGCGAAGACUUGAAGAUUCAUUCAUUGUCAUAUCUGAUAGUGAUGGUGAGGCCCUGGGGAGGACCUGGAUACACCAUCAACAUCUGUUCCUGCCAGUGUUCAGCCAUCCAAUACUCCAGUUCACUGUUAGCCUUACGGAAACGGUGAUGCAAGUAACACUCUCUUCUUCACAUGAACCAAAGGAGGAGAAUGGACUGCAGAAAAUGAAGACAAAACAAUCGAGCAGAGCAAAGUGUUUGGCUAGAAGAAAAAUUUCACAGAUGACAGAAGAAGAACAGUUUGCUCUAGCUCUCAAAAUGAGUGAGCAGGAGGCUAGGGAGGUGAACAGCCAGGAGGAGAAAGAAGAGGAACUCUUCAGGAAAGCUAUUGCUGAAAGCCUAAAUAGUUGCUGUCCUUCUGCUGCUUCUGCUACCAGAUCUCGACCUCUGGCCACUGGACCAUGUUCACAUUCUCAUCAAGAGGAAACUACAGAUUCUGGGACCACUGAAGGCAUAUUGCAGCUGGUACCUCCACCACUGUUUGAAGGCUCACCUAUCAGUCAGGGAAAUGAGGCUGAAGAAAAAAAGGAGCCCUGGGACUACAAUGAAAACAUUGAAGAGGAGCCAGGAAACUGGGACCAGUCAAACCAGCCACUGUUUGAAAAUGAGAAUGCUAAAUGUUUUGACAGAUGUACUGGUCACUUGGCUGAGCACAAACAGUGUGCAAAGCCACAGGAAAUUACUAGGAGGAGCUGGUCUUUUCUCCAACCUGCCCAGGGUAGCGGAGGGACAUCUAGGCAGUGUCUGUCUACCCCAGCAGAUGCCAAAGGUCUUCAGGAUGUUGGGGGUGCUGUGCACUACUACUGGGGUAUUCCAUUUUGCCCUGCUGGAAUAGAUCCUAACCAGUAUACCAGUGUCAUUCUCUGCCAGUUGGAGGUUUAUCAGAAAAGCUUGAAAAUGGCUCAGAGGCAGCUUUUUAAAAAAAGGAGGUUUGGGGAACCAGUGUUACCUAGUCCUCCUCUGAUCCAGAAUGAAUGUGGCCAAGAAGAUGAGACUAGUGAAAACAAUGAAAGCAUCUCAGAAGAUGUAGGAGAUGAAGACAAAGAAGAUAGGCACGAGACCAGGGAGUCUCUCUGGCACUCACAAAGCAAGGAUCUCCAGGAAAAGCCAGUUAAAAGGUCGAAGCAGAAGCUUAUGUUGGAGGAAGAACCAACAACCAGUCAUGGUCAGUCUUCCCAGGGACUGUUUGUUGAAGAAACUUCUGAAGAAGUGAUGAAGAGUUCUGAGGAAGGAAAUUCUGUGCCUGUCUUACAAAGCAUUGCUGCUUUGACCAGUAAGGGAAGCUUAGUCCUUGUGCCAGAGAAGUCUACAGAAGAAAUCACUGUUUGUCCUGAGACACAGCUAAGUUCCCCUGAAACUCUUGACCUUGAAAGAGAAGACUCUCCACAUGGCAGAGAUUCCUCAGAUGAAGUACAAGUAAUAAUGAGAGAUGAGAUUAAUAACAGAGAAGAUGGUAAGAAAGAAAAUCCUUCUGCCUUCUCAUCUAGUACCCAAGUGUCCUGCCCACUGUGUAACCAAGGCUUCCCACUCACAAAGAUUGAGCAACAUGCCAUGUACUGCAGUGGUCCGACGGAGCAACGAACAGUAUUGACUCAGAGACGAAGAGAGGCCAAGAAGAAAAAUGAUAGCAGGACAGCAGCACAGACGUCCCUGGACUCUGACAAGAAUGAGAAGUGUUACCUCUGUAAGUCCCUCGUCCCACUCAGAGAAUAUCAGUGUCAUGUAGACAACUGUAUCCAGCUUGCCAGGGCUGACCCAGGAGAUGGGCGUGGUAGAGUACAUCCAAGUAUGGAAGGGAAACAGCUGCAACGGAGGAGGAACCCAAAGGAAAAAGGCCACAAUGAAGGCCGACUCCUCAAUCUCUUGGAACAGUCUGAGCACAAGACCACAGGUGCAGAGAUCAAGACCAGGUCUUCAGAAGCAGGAGCUUUCGGGUUACCCUCACCACGAGUGGAAGAGGCAGGCUGCAGCAGAGAAGUGCAGAGUUCCCUUGCACAGCUUGACUUCACUGAGUCUCCCAUCAAGUCUUUUGUUUCCAUUUCAGAAGUUACAGAUUGUUUAGUGGACUUCAAAAAGCAACUUGCUGUCCGGCCAGGUGGCCGGACACGGACCAAAGCUGGCAGAAGAAAAAGGAGAAAAUCCUGAGUUUCUAGGUCUGAAAGUUGAUUAGAACUAUUUGUUUAAAGAGUGGGCAUAUUCAGUAAGCUAUAGUGGCCUUCAGUUCACUGUUGACAAGUUUUGAUUCUGCAAUUUUCACCACCAGCACCAGCUCAGCAUUUUGGUUCUCAUGUUUUAUAUGAUCUAUACAGACAACUGUGUAUAGUAUUCUGUUUUAUAACAGUUUGUUUGAAUUUGCUUAGUGAUAAAAAAAAUUAAAUAUAUUUAUCUA
Molecule: messenger RNA, 2713 nt
Organism: Jaculus jaculus (lesser Egyptian jerboa)
Lineage: Eukaryota; Metazoa; Chordata; Mammalia; Rodentia; Dipodidae
Gene: Uimc1
Product: ubiquitin interaction motif containing 1
Exons: 16
Coding region: 190-2469 (759 amino acids)
Biological process (GO): positive regulation of DNA repair; double-strand break repair
Cellular component (GO): BRCA1-A complex
Molecular function (GO): DNA binding; histone binding; K63-linked polyubiquitin modification-dependent protein binding
Source: RefSeq, a predicted model, not a curated record